Molecule: messenger RNA, 879 nt
Organism: Diaporthe amygdali
Lineage: Eukaryota; Fungi; Ascomycota; Sordariomycetes; Diaporthales; Diaporthaceae
Product: t dna binding protein
Exons: 4
Coding region: 1-879 (292 amino acids)
Cellular component (GO): nucleus
Source: RefSeq, a predicted model, not a curated record
AUGCCGCCGAAGAGGAAGUCUAGUCAGGCAGACGGCGUGGUGGAGGACGUGCCGCGCCGGUCCACGCGUCAAAGAACGUCAACGGCGGCAGCGCGUGAGGCCACAGCCAGCUCCGCGGGCGGGCAAGGCAAGGCAAAGACUGCCAAGCAGCCAGCCACGGCGAAGAAGGGAACGUCCGAGGCCAAGUCAGACGAGGCCAAAGUGAAGGAGAAUGAGGGCGAGAGCGGCCACCAGCCUACACCGGCUGCAAAGAAGACGGGCAAAGCCGAUGGCGUCAAGGUCAAGCAGGCGUCGGCCAAGUCCACAACGGCCAAGUCGACAGCAGCAGAGGCAGAGGCAAAGUCAAAUGGAGAGGAAGCAUCAGGCAGGCAGUACUGGCUGAUGAAGGCCGAGCCCGAGUCGCGGCUCGAGAACGGCGUGGACGUCAGGUUCUCGAUCGACGACCUGGCUGCCAAGAGCGAGCCUGAGCCGUGGGAUGGUAUCAGGAACUUUGUUGCUCGCAAUAACCUCCGCGCCAUGAAGAAGGGCGACCUCGCCUUCUUCUACCACUCCAACUGCAAGGAGCCCGGCAUCGUAGGGACGAUGGAAGUCGUGCGAGAGCACUCCCCAGAUCUCACCGCCCACGACCCCAAAUGCCCCUACUACGACCCCAAGUCCAAGCCCGGCGACCCCAAGUGGAGCGUCGUGCACGUCGAGUUCCGAUCCAAGUUCGCCGCGCCCAUCGGCCUCAAGGAGCUGCGCGAGAUGGGCGCACAGGGUAAGCCGCUGGAGGGGAUGCAGAUGCUCAAGCAGUCGCGCCUGAGCGUCAGCCGCGUGAGCGCCCAGGAGUGGGAGUACCUGGUGGGCGUGGCCAAGGAAAGGGCCCAGGACGGGGAGUGA